Messenger RNA from Galendromus occidentalis (western predatory mite), 3918 nucleotides. RefSeq lists its product as uncharacterized. NCBI's taxonomy places the organism in Eukaryota, Metazoa, Arthropoda, Arachnida, Mesostigmata, Phytoseiidae. Gene Ontology annotation, cellular component: membrane. Gene Ontology annotation, molecular function: G protein-coupled receptor activity. The record is from RefSeq and is a predicted model, not a curated record.
GUGUUCUGCUGUUCAUCACCCUGCAGAAGAAGUCGACAGAAGUUAAAGCUUAUCAGUCAACCGUGAUUUGGAGUCAUGAUGAACUUGAAACGCGUCAGAGAUCCGCAUUGAGUCGAGUUGUCCGCCGGAUCUCUGGUCGGAUGGAUUGAAUCAGUCGGAAGGGCCGUUUCUACAACAUGGCUUUAUCUCUGGGUCUAAGCAACCUGGUGACGGCAUCCGUGCUGUUAGCAUUUGUCACGUCGGGCCACGCAUUGGACUGCCAGUGGCUCACAGCGCCGAAAGGAGUGAUCAGCACCCCCAAUUUUCCCAAAUCCUAUCCGGUCCCGCUACGCAGCUGUUAUGUGAUUCAGCGUGAACGUCACACGAAAGAGAGACAAACGAAAACAAUCCUGUACUUCACACAGUUUUUCCUCACCGAGAUCGCCGUCGAAUCCUACAAGCAGUUCACGGGGAUAGACUCGCCAAAGAACUCGCCGAGAGUAUCGCGCAAGGUCAUAUCAGCACCGACGAGACCUACCAGUCUGAUCAUUCCGCAACUCUAUACAGUCAUACAUGUCGAGGUCAAGAACCCCAUAGGAGCCAACCUCCGAGUUCCCGAGAACUUGAUGGAUGUUUAUGGCUUCAAUAUCACGUACGAAAUCAAACAUCAACGAAAAACGAAACUAGAUGACGAUCCCAGCGUCUCGGAGCCUUGCAUGAAACAUCAAUGCAGCUACAACGGGAUGUGCCGAGCUAAUGCGGAUCUGACUUCGUACUACUGCGAUUGCUUCAAAGGAUUCUGGGGGAGAGCAUGCCAGUAUUCGAGCCGUUGUAACGAGAAGAACAAGGAACGCUGUAAGCAUGCGACCAGAUGUGAGCACUUCAUGGGACUGACAACCUUGCUGUGUUUCUGUGAGCCGGGCUAUACAGGACAAGAAUGUGAUCGGAAGUAUGAGCCGAAUCAGUGCAGGGAGCAGAGCUGCUCGGCCGACCAGAUGUCUUCCUGUACAUCAUCGAACGAUAGGAACGCUCGGUGUGAAUGCGAGGCUGGGAACCGCCUCGUCGGCUGCGACUGUGAAGGCGGAUGGAAGAUCUCGGAGACCAAGAAAUGCGUCAGAUAUCCUUUCGAGCAUAUAUUUUGGGAAUUCGAAUAUUCGAAUGAAACCAAUCUCGAAACUAUUUCGGAUGAGCUGCUCGGCAUCGAGAACAUACGUAACGCGACGUUGGUGAACAUAUCAUCCCACGCGACGGCUUCGUACGAGAUAGUCGUGACGAGAAAUCACACAUCCGAAGUCAAGGAGGCUCUGAAGAAACGCUACAAGACGAAGCACAUCGAAAAUGAAGAAUUCGUCGUCCUGAGUGUAGUUUCGAACAAACCGAUGCCCGUCCAAGAGGGAAACACCCCCCUGGUCCUCUCCUGUGAAUAUCGAUCUUCGGUGGAGGCAGACAUCAACUGGUACAAAGAUGGAGCCCUGAUCAACCCGCUAUACGGUCCGGGAAAUGUUUGGAUCGAGCGCAGCAAACGCAGCCGAACAGGACGAACAUUCUCAACAUACUUGGGCCUGGAUCACGUUCAAUAUAUCGAUCGCGGUGUUUUCACCUGUGAGAUUUCGUGGAACGGCGAGAAACGCCGCCGGAGCCUGACCCUGGACAUAAAGAUGCAGCCUAGUGGGGCACUCAGCCCUUCGGCGCAAAACGUCGAGUUUGGCAGACCCACAGAGCUUUGGUGCGGCAUCCGAGUCUACUAUGACGAGUUAUCUUACGUGUGGUACAAGAACACCGUGAGAGAUGAUUCGAAUGCGAAGAAAAAAUGGGUCCCCAUCACGUUCAAGAGUCUCGAUGAAGAGUAUGUCGAGCCCCUGCAUCCGAGCCGCAGCCGACUCGUCCUCCCGGCUGUUCGUUCGUACGCGGAGUACAAGUGCGCUAUCGAAACACCCAAGUUCUCCACUGAGAUGCUCUCCUACGUCUUCCCGUAUUCAAAUACCAGCAAAUUCUGCCCGGCCGAAGAACAUCUCGGGGUGAUGUGGAAGAGAACAGUCGUGGGCAGCUUCGAUGUUCAAAACUGCAUGUUCUCAACUCCACCGAAGGGCGAAGCAAAACGUAUGUGCGUUCAAGAUCCUGACGGGAGCGUACACUGGGCCGUUCCGGACUUUUUUGAUUGUGCCUUCCAAGAAAUCUACGAGAUCCGCAAAGAGAUCCUCGGGCUGGCUCGUGGAUAUCAGAUGACCACGGUCAUAGACUCGCUGGCGCGAUUGGCCGACUACUUGACCUACCGCAAAGACCACGUCCUCCCCGGUGAGGGAAAUCACAUCAUAGAAACUCUCCAUGAGGUUCUGGAGUACGAUGAUGGACUCCCGCGAACUCACCCGGAAAUUAAGAAUCGGAGAACAGCUGCUCUCUUAUUCCUGGACUGCUUGACAGCGACCUUCAAUGUUUCGAAUGCGGUGAGCGAUGAUCGCUUCUACGCAAAGUUGAACGACAUGAUUCCACAAGUUGUGAUACGUUACCUCAGCAAUCAGCCACCACAAACGAAGUUCCACUACGAGAACGACCUUUUCGAAAUUUCAGCAGAGGUAUUCGAGCUUACGGCUCCCUCCAGCGGAUACGUCGCUCUGUACAGAGCUGCUUCCAGUGACAAAAGCGUAACGGGUCGUGUGUACCGGAAGGCGGGGGAUUCCCGUGGUGACAAGUUGAUACUCAGUCUACUAACAUUCAAGUCUCUCGGGAGAGAAUACCUGUCCAGGUUGGAGUGGAUACAACGAAGAGGUUCUCUGAACCUUCUGACGAAGUUGGUGAAUUUCAAAGCCGCGACUCUAUUCGAAAGGAAUCAAUCCCUGAUCUACCUUUCGAACGAGAAAACAGUCAUCAACUUCAGACUCAACCCGCCUCUCAACACAUCGAUUCGGUGCGCGCGCAUCAUAGACGGCAGCGAAGUCGAUUUCUCCGGAAACGAGGUGACUGAAAUCAACGGCGAUUUUUCAUGCGAGAGCCGGGGGUCUUCACUUUUCGCCCUGUAUGCCGAGCCGGAAUCACCUCAUCCGGAACCUAAGACAGCGGAGACGCCUAUUCUCCGGAACGUGUGCGCGAUAAUCGGAAUAUUCAUCACCUUCACUUGUGCGCUGUCCAUCAGUUGCACGAACAGUUCUUGGGGCUUGGUCAAAUGCGUCAAGCUGAAUGUGUGUGUCGCGCUUCUUGCUCUGUUCACCACAUCUCUCUUCGAAGCUUCCUCUGUACUUGACGAGCGUCCAAGGGUCAAAUUGUUUCGGCAGUUUUACAUUCUCGUCUGCCACGCUCAGCAAGUCCUUGUCAUGUUGAUGCUCUAUGUAGACCCGGAGCGCGGAUUUGUGAAGGGGAGGAUAAACAUCUACAUGUGCUUGGGCAUCACUUGGCUCGCUCCGGCCUUGCUGCUGGCUUCUUCUUUCAGUCUCCAACAAUUCGCCGACACCGACAAACACUCCUACUGGGGAACAUUGGAGAACAUCGUGACAGUUCCCGAUGCGCAAUUCACCGCUCUGAUCGUAAUCGGAUCGACGAUCUACGGUUUGAUCCUGACGGAGGUCGGGAUCGCCUCCACCAACCCAUCAGAGUAUCGGAUGACAACCGUCCAGAGAGGCAUUCUCAAACGGUCUCUGCUAGUGACGCUGGCGUUGUUCUUCCACGGCAUCACAACCACAGGCUACGUUCAAGACGGAAACGGGAACCUGCAAGCCGUCACAUCAGUUCUGAUGGCACUGAUCGUGUUCCUCGUUUACACGGCCUACUGUGAAACCGACGUGUUCUACCGGGUCGUGUGGGCCAAUUAUAAGAAGAAGAGAGAAGCAAAGUCCGUGUCAUUGAGCCGCUCAUAGAGCACAACAGCUUCUGACCGUCUGUAAAAAAGAGAAUAUUUCUAGAUCCAUAAUAUAUGCAUGAAGAAGCGAACCUCAGCUUCGAUCAGCU